CACUAGUCUCACAGAGGUGUAUCCUUCCUUUCUGACUUGAAAUCUUUGUCGGUCUCGCGGUCUAGCCUUGUCUGAUUUCUGGACUUUCGUUUCGUUCUCCAGUCCCUUUCCCUACUAUCUACUUAGAUUUUUUCUGCCUCUGAUCUAAUCUGGCAGAGUAUAGACAGUUUGAAUUUUUAGCAUUUUCGCCAUGUCUUCGCUUGCUUCAUCUGGAACCUCCACAGGAGCCUCAACCUCGGCCUCCAUCAACAAGAAGGGCAAUGUUGCCACCUUGAACACCACCAAGUUGUCUGCCAUCGACACCUACGGAAAUCAGUUCAAUGUUCCCGACUACACCAUCAAGGACAUUUUAUCGGCCAUUCCUUCGCACUGCUACGAAAGAAGAUUGCUCGAGUCCUUCUACUACGUCUUCAGAGACAUCUUCGCCAUGGUCACUCUCGGCUACCUCGCCAACAACUACAUCCAGUUCUUGCCUAACGUCUUCCUCAGAACUGCAGCCUGGGCCGGUUACAUCUGGACCCAAGGUUUGUUUGGUACCGGUAUCUGGGUCUUGGCCCACGAGUGUGGACACCAGGCCUUCUCCGACUACGGCUGGGUCAACGACACCGUUGGCUGGGUGUUGCACUCAUACUUGUUGGUUCCUUACUUCUCAUGGAAGUACUCCCACUCCAAGCACCACAAGGCUACCGCUCACUUGACAAGAGACAUGGUGUUCGUUCCUAAGAACAAGGAAAGAUUCCUUUCUGCCAGAGGUGUCGAAGACUUGGAGGACUUGGUCGCUGACUCUCCUAUUUACACAUUGAUUUCGUUGUUUGUCCAACAAUCCGUAGGCUGGCUCGGUUACUUGGUCUCGAACGUGUCCGGUCAACCUUUGGAAGGUAUCUCCAAGUUCAACACUAACCACUUUAACCCUUCGUCUGUCCUCUUUGAAAGAAGAGACUACUGGUAUAUCGUCAUCUCCGACAUUGGUAUCUUGAUCCAGAUGACUGUUCUCUACACCUGGUACAAGAACUUCGGUGGCUUCAACAUCCUUGUCAACUACUUCUUGCCUUACUUGUUUGUUAACCACUGGUUGGUGUUCAUCACCUACUUGCAGCACUCCGACCCAAAGAUGCCUCACUACACUGCUGACCAAUGGACUUUCGCCAGAGGGGCUGCUGCCACCAUGGACCGUGAAUUCGGUUUUGUCGGUAAGCACAUUUUCCACGACAUCAUCGAAACCCACGUCUUGCAUCACUACGUCUCGAGAAUUCCAUUCUACAAUGGUAGAGAAGCCACUAUCGCUAUCAAGAAGGUCAUGGGUGAACACUACCAGUACAGUGACGAAAACAUGUGGAAAUCUUUGUGGAAAUCUGCCAGAGCCUGUCAGUUUGUUGACGGUGACAACGGUGUCAUGAUGUACAGAAACGUGAACGGCUUUGGCGUUGACCCAAAGAAGAAGAACUAAACCCCAAAAAUUUAAUUGCAACCAAUAAUUCAAAAUUUCGCAGCCAAGGGAAAUUUUGGAUUUUCUUUUUAUGGCUAGAUUCUCAUAGAUAGAUAUAUGAUUGAUUAUUUGUUUCACUUCUAUCGUCUAUAAAUUCACCUUAAAUUAUUUAUACAACUGAUCUAAUAGUCAUCUACUUACCGUAUGAAUGGGAUGCCUGUUCCUGUAACUUCUCGAUAUUUGAUAUAGUCCUGCUUGAAGAAUUGCACCAAGUAGAUCUCUUCAAAGACUAUUCUCUUCUUGAAAAAGCUGCCCAAGAUUACAGUACCGAGGAUUGUGACUAUCCAAUUAUUGAGAAACACUUGUAGCCCUACAAACCACCAGAAAAAUCCGAAAUAGCUUGGGUGCCUCAAAUAUCCGUAGAUACCGGUAGUUACCAACUUGUGAGAGUCUUGUUGAUUGCGUUGGAUAUAAUGGUUGAAAGAUUCACUGGCAGUAUACAUCGCGCCAGAACGACAGAAUUGUCCCACAAGUAGAGUAGCUAAUCCCACCAAAGUGGGUUUGGUCCACGAGUCGAUUUGGAAGUAGUAUACUCGGAUCAAGUACUCUAUUAUGGCUAGAACGGUCAUGGCGUGCAUUUCCAUAUCUUCCAAGAUGAACGAGUCGUCGUCUACCUGUGCGUUGUUAAACAUCACAGUGAAAACAAACUCGAGGAUGUGGAAUAGAGCGAGGAAUACGGCGUACCACGAGAGUUUGAUCCAUUUGGUCGAACCAUAGAGCACUAUCAAACAGAGGUUCGUAGAUAUCACUAUUCCAAGAAAGACUGAUUUGAGCGAAACAGUA
Molecule: messenger RNA, 2269 nt
Organism: Scheffersomyces stipitis CBS 6054
Lineage: Eukaryota; Fungi; Ascomycota; Pichiomycetes; Serinales; Debaryomycetaceae
Gene: FAD2
Product: Fad2p
Exons: 1
Coding region: 191-1447 (418 amino acids)
Biological process (GO): lipid metabolic process
Molecular function (GO): oxidoreductase activity
Source: RefSeq, a predicted model, not a curated record